AUGAGGAGGGUCAAGGGGCUGGUUUGCCUGUUCUCACGCCCAACCUUCAGACCCAGCCCCAGGAAAGUUUCCUUUCUAGGAGGGAGAGAAGCGAACAUGGCAGCGCGUUGGUGGCUUUGGUGUGUCUCUGCGACCAUGGCGGUGGCACUGCUGCUCGUUUACGGGGUUCCUUCAGCCUCUGCCCAGAGAAAGAAGGAGAUGGUGUUAUCUGAAAAGGUUAGUCAACUGAUGGAAUGGACCAAUAAAAGACCUGUAAUAAGAAUGAAUGGAGACAAGUUCCGUCGCCUUGUUAAAGCCCCACCGAGAAACUACUCCGUUAUUGUCAUGUUCACUGCUCUCCAACUUCAUAGACAAUGUGUCGUGUGCAAGCAAGCUGAUGAAGAAUUCCAGAUCCUGGCAAACUCCUGGCGAUACUCCAGUGCAUUUACCAACAGGAUAUUUUUUGCUAUGGUGGAUUUUGAUGAAGGCUCUGAUGUAUUUCAGAUGCUAAACAUGAAUUCAGCUCCAACUUUCAUCAACUUUCCUGCAAAAGGAAAACCCAAAAGAGGUGAUACAUACGAAUUGCAGGUGCGUGGUUUUUCAGCUGAGCAGAUUGCCCGGUGGAUUGCUGACAGAACUGAUGUCAAUAUUAGAGUAAUUAGACCCCCAAAUUAUGCUGGACCCCUUAUGUUGGGAUUGCUUUUGGCUGUUAUUGGUGGACUUGUGUAUCUUCGAAGAAGCAAUAUGGAAUUUCUCUUCAAUAAAACUGGAUGGGCUUUUGCAGCUCUGUGUUUUGUGCUUGCUAUGACAUCUGGUCAAAUGUGGAACCAUAUAAGAGGACCACCAUAUGCUCAUAAGAAUCCCCACACAGGACAUGUGAAUUAUAUCCAUGGAAGCAGCCAAGCCCAGUUUGUUGCUGAAACACACAUUGUCCUUCUGUUUAAUGGUGGGGUUACCUUAGGGAUGGUGCUUUUAUGUGAAGCUGCUACGUCUGACAUGGAUAUUGGAAAGCGAAAGAUAAUGUGUGUAGCUGGUAUUGGACUCGUUGUAUUAUUCUUCAGCUGGAUGCUCUCUAUUUUCAGAUCUAAAUAUCAUGGAUAUCCAUAUAGCUUUCUGAUGAGUUAAAAAGGAUUCCAGAGAUAUGUAGACACUGGAGUAAUGGAAAUUGAAAAAUGAAAAACGUGCGUGUGAAAGGAUGCAAUUUGUGUAUUUUGUAUUACCUCUUUUUUUCAAGUGAUUAAAAUAGUUAAUCAUUUAACCAAAGAAGAUGUAUAUAGUGCCUUAACAAGCAAUUUUCUGUCAAAAUCAUGAAGUAUUUGGAUACAAUUCUCUUAACCUUCCCUUCCCGGUAAACUUUAUGGAACAUUUAAUUUAGUUGAAUUAAAUAUUUUAUAAAAAUUUUAAAACUACUACUUCAUUUUAAUUAGAACAAAGUUCAGAACUGCUUUAGUUAUUAACUUUUGGCAAUCUGAUUUUUUUGUUAUCUUAUCCAAAGGUGAGGGAAAAAGUCGUGACCAGAUGUUCCUGCAUAUGCCUGUUACAGAUAAUAGCAUCAGGAAUCCAUUCUUAGCUUUUCCAUCUUUGCAUGGGUGUGUAUACUUUCCACAUCUUUCCUUUUGGGAAAGAAAUCAUAUGUGCUAUGUGGUCUUCUGAAAAUGGAACACCAUUCUUCAGAGUAUACAUCUAGCCUUUAGGAAGAAAGACUAGCCAGUCCUCCUCUUCCCCCAUCUUUCCUCCUGAAAUACUGUGGAAACUAUGCUUCUUGGUAGCUGUAGACAUUAAGAAGUAUCUCUGAGUACAGGAUUAUAAUUUCUGCAUGAAUAGUGUUAACUAUCUUUCAUUUGAAACAAUUUCAGGUUCAUUCUGUCUCCCUAGUUUACUUUUAUUUAAGGUGACCCCUCUCUAAUAAAAGUGUAGCUUAGCACUAAAAUCAGUGUAAAUUAAAAAUGGUCUAAAAUGUUUCUGCAAAUUAGAGAUUAUCACUUCUUUCAUUCGUACGUAAGAGAAAAAGAUAGGUUCAUCUGGUUAAGUUGAUUUCUGUACUACAAUUAAAACAUAUUUCUUUAACCCUUGUGUUAAGGAAAAGGACUCCCCUAGAUUGGGAAAAUAAUUUAAUCAUGAAAUAUUAAGUUGUUGUCUAUGAAUAGAAAGUAAAUGGUUCUUGAAAGCUAUUCUGUUUUUUGCUGUUAUUUUAGCCUUCAUUUUCUCACUUUAAGUGGAGAAACAAAGUGAUAUUUGAAGUGGUUUUGUUUGAGUUUUUGUCUUUUCUGUCAGUGAAAAUAACCAUAUGUGCUAACCAAAUUUCUGUGAAGAAUGAACAGAAAUGGUUAUCAUUAGAUCUAGCUAUAACCUGCCCCAUAGUUAUGAAGAGUAUCCUGAAAUGCCAGUUAUGGAAAUAUGAGAAUUCUGAUUGUGAACAAAAUUUUAAGGAAAUCUUAGAAGUAUUACCUUAAAAUAAUACUGUGACUGCCUGAUACUAUUUACAAUUUAAUAACUCUCCCAUGUGGUCUAGAAAUCUUAUAUAAUAGAAUUUUGAAGAAAGAGAUGGAUAUAAUUGCCUAAGAAGAAAUGUUUUAUGUGGGGUUUUUGUUUUUGUUAGUAGAUUUGGUUGCUGAGGGAAUAUAGUUCACCUUUUUACUCUAAUGGAGCUCGUUUUUGUUACUCACCUGUAAAUUGUGUGAUUCUGGAUUCCGUAUCUGCUGUUAUACUUGUCUCAGGCCAAAUAAAUUUAUGCUGUGAUUCUUAUGAGACCUGUAUGAAUAUGCCCUGCUUUGUACAGACUAACCAGGGGAAUAUUACUGCCAUGUAAUCUAUAUAGUCCCAGAUAAUUUGCCAUAAGCAUCAAAAGAAUGUCAGUUUUUUGUAUUUGUUUUGUCUCCCUUUCUCUGUAAGGAGAGAAGUUGCAUUCUGGCUAAAAUCUGUAGAAAGCAGAUUUACUACAGUUAGAAUAGUGUUACUUUUGUGGAAAUGUUGAAAUUAGCUUUCAUCUGAAGUGCCUUAAGUAGACUCUUAAUUUACUUUUCUAGUAAUGGUUUAAAUAUUAUUUGUUAUGCAUUAAAAAUGCUAUUCAAAAUGGCACAGUGUAGUGGCAAAGAUAACCAAAUGUCUGGCUGUUUGCUUUUUGAUUGUAUCAAUAAACUUUUAUAAUCUAAA
Camelus dromedarius (Arabian camel) is the source of this 3132-nucleotide messenger RNA. It is a transcript of the gene MAGT1, whose product is annotated as magnesium transporter 1. The record is from RefSeq and is a predicted model, not a curated record. Gene Ontology annotation, cellular component: oligosaccharyltransferase complex. The transcript is spliced from 10 exons. Lineage: Eukaryota; Metazoa; Chordata; Mammalia; Artiodactyla; Camelidae. The coding region runs from base 1 to 1104 and encodes 367 amino acids.